Zootermopsis nevadensis is the source of this 3881-nucleotide messenger RNA. The record is from RefSeq and is a predicted model, not a curated record. NCBI's taxonomy places the organism in Eukaryota, Metazoa, Arthropoda, Insecta, Blattodea, Termopsidae.
UUCAUACCCUUUAUGAUAUUUACAAGUUAUCUUGGGCUAGAAAUUCAGUAGCAAUGAUGGGCAAAGUAUUAAACCAACCAGUGAAUCGUAAUGCACGCUACGAGUGACGGCAAGCAAAGGAACGAAAUUGAUGGCCAUCACCCAUACAAGAGAUUUAUUAUAUUCGUGGCAAGGCUGUUUAACUGCACUAAUGAGUUGUAAAGGGAAGGACACGGCAAUGCUCUGAUUUCUUGAUGGUUCCAAACAUUAUUUGGGGAUGAACCAACUACAAAAGAGGCCGGUUGAGGUAAUAAGAGAUUGGCUUAUUCUUGUCUGCUGAAAAAUUAACUUCUUGGUGCCAAUAUUGAAGAUCUUAAAGGCCAGUGUAAUGAGAGAAGAUCGUUCAUUCCAUUGGAGGGAUCAGAUAUAUUUCAGAUAUGGGGAAAAAAAAUAAAAAGCCCGGGCGUUGCUUUGGCAGCCGGCCCACGAGGGGCAAGCCUGAGCUUCAGACUGCGGAACACCCUGUGGAGGCAGCGCAGGUGUCCAGCAGUUUGGGUUCCCAUGGGGUGUUACAGCUAGGGGAUGACAGUCUGGCUGCAAACAUGAGUGACAUGUCAAUCGGUGCAGGUGCUAUUGGCCCUGUGAGUGAAGGUGGGGCACCAGUGUGCCAGGGUGCCAUUCCGAAGAGGCUUGGGGCCAUUCAUUUGCGUCCAGAGCCCGUAUGCCUCACCUCCGAGCAAGGUGUUCCGAUUACCCUGAAGGCUAAUUACUUCAAGUUGGAGACUGACCAAAAUUGGUACCAAUAUGAUGUGUGUUUUUCACCUGAAGUGGAGAGUGCAGUGGAACGCGAAGGGUUACUGGAUAACGUGAAAGAAUCCAUAGGUGUUUAUGUCUUAGAUGGCACCACGAUGUUUUCUAUUAAUGAUCUUGGCCAGAACGAGAUGAAAUUAUUUUCUACAUGGGAAUCAGAUGAAAUACAAACUCAGAUCAGUUUGCAGUUUGUCAAAAAGCUCGUAGUGGGCGAAGCCUGCUACAUCCAGUUUUUCAACAAACUGAUGCGGCAGGAAAUGAGGUAUCUGCAGCUGCAGCUUGUGGGCCAAAACUUCUGUGAUGAAUCGGACAAGAUUGUUGUGUCAAAUCAUCCAGUGGAGGUUUGGCCCGGUUAUCUGACUUCAGUCCAUCAGCUUAAGGCUGGCAUGCUAAUGAACUGUCUGAUAUCAACCAAGGUAGUGAGGCUAGAUACCGUGCUGGACAUGUUGACCAAGUUAAAGAAAGAUCACUCACAACGGUACGAGGAAUUGUUCAAACAACAAAUAGAAGGAGCUGUUGUCCUGACUAAGUAUGACAAUCAGACAUACUAUGUGGAUUAUGUGAAUUUUGAUCUUACUCCAACUAGCACAUUUGAAUAUCUCGGAGGAGAACAGAUCUCAUACAAAGAUUAUUAUCAAAGUGUGAGUAUAUUUUGGGUUUGCAUGGUUUUUGCAUACCAGAAGACGAUAUCCGAUGACAGACAGCCAUUGCUGGUCGCACAUGCUGGAAAAGGUGAAUGUGUUUGCCUUGUGCCAGAGCUUUGCCGCAUGACUGGUUUUGAUCCUGAGACGAGAGCAAAUGUCGCUGUGAUGAGGGAACUUGAAGAACGUGCACUUCUUGCUCCUCAGGAUAUGAUAGAUAGACUGAACGCUUUCAACAAGCGUCUCCUGGAACACCAAUCUUUUCAGGUGCGUAGAGAUCUGCAAGCAUGGAACGUGAGGCUAGAUGACAAACUGAUUGAAUUCCAAGGUCGUGUUCUUCCAUGGGAUAAGAUACUGCAUGGUCCUCAUCUAGGUCAAGUGGCAGAGCAAUCUGGCUGGAUGACGGAGUUGGGUCGUAAGCUGUGCCAUUCUUUUAUUAUGAAUUUUGACACAGGAAAAAUAAACUUGGCUUGCUGUAUUCUGGAGUGUCGUUGCCAUAAUAACAAUGUUUUUUUCUCAGGUAAACCAAUGUUGGUAACACCUACACUGUCGACCUGGACUGUUAUCGUCCCGGUGACAUACAAAAAGGAUGCUCAAGACUUUGUAACAAAAUUGAUUGAUGCUGCUUGGCGCAUGAGAUUCGACAUUCGGCAACCAUAUUUCAAAUAUGUUUCACAUCAAGUCCCAUCAUUUGAAGAAGCAUUGGAGGAGGUCAAUUUAUGCUUAAAACCACAAAUGAUAAUGUGCAUUGUUCCAGAGCGCGGCAUUAACCAUUACACAGCAAUAAAGAAAAAAUGUUGCUUAGACAGAGCAGUGCCAACUCAAGUUAUUGUGGCAAACAACUUAACUAGAAAAGGUGUACAGUCUAUCGCUACAAGCGUGGCGAUCCAAAUGUGCUGCAAAAUUGGGGGUGUUCCCUGGACUGUUGAAAUUCCUAUCAGUGGAUUGAUGGUGGUGGGCUUCGACGUCUACCACGACACAACCCCCAGAGGAGGGAAUUCGUAUGGAGCCUUUGUGGCUUCAUUGAACAAGACAUUCAGCCAAUAUUUCUCGGCUGUCUCUGCCCACACACCGGGGCAGGAGCUGAGUAAUGAUAUGGCAUCCUAUUUGGGUGACGCCCUUUGUGAAUACAAGAAAUGUAAUGGUGCUCUUCCAGAGCAAAUUGUUAUAUACAGAGAUGGGGUAUUCAGGCACCAAAUCCCUGAAGUGAAGAAUCGUGAGAUUGUCGCCUUGAAGAAGUGCUGGAAGGAUACAUAUGGUGAACAGGAAUGCAGAAUGGCUUUCAUUGUUGUAACCAAGAGGAUAAGGACCAGGUUGUUCCACAACAAUGAAAACCCUCCCCCAGGCACAGUUGCUGAUGACUGCAUUACUACACCAGAAAUAUGUGAUUUCUUCCUCGUACCUCGGUCGGUUUGCCAGGGCACUGUGAGACCUACAGGUUACGGUGUCCUGUUCAAUAAAACAGGUCUGGACAUUGUAAUGCUCCAGAAAAUCACUUACAAGAUGGCUCAUCUGUAUUUCAACCAGAGAGAAACUGUGCGAAUGCCUGCUCCUUGUCUGUAUGCCCACAAGUUGGCAUAUCUGGUGGGCAAGUUCCUUCAUCAGAUUCCAAAUGCAGGGAAGAAAAACAACCUCUAUUUUCUGUAGCACCCAGAAAGAGAUCUGUUACCCACUCAUACAUCAGGAGGAACCCAUGAAAAUUUUAUAAGAGUUUCCUUUCUAGUCAAUAUUUGAUCUCCUUUAUUCCAUUACAUUCAUUUAGUUCACUUACAGCAGAUAAUACAGUCUGUUCAAGAGUUAAUGUUCCUGAUAGAAAUAAGCAAAUAUUUUUUGUAAUUUUAUAAAUUUAUAUUAAACUUGAAGUUUCAUAGGUUUUAAAAGUGCAUUAAGGAAGUCAGAUUUUCCUUUCAUUCAUUUAGUUAGUUAGUUAGUUAGUUCACUUACAGCAGAUAAUACAGUGUGUUCAAAGAGUUAAUGUUCCUGAUAGAAAUAAGCAAAUAUUUUUUGUAAUAUUAUAAAUUUAUAUUAAAUUUGAAGUUUCAUAGGUUUUAAAAGUGCAUUAAGGAAGUCAGAUUUUCCUUUCAUUCAUUUAGUUAGUUAGUUAGUUAGUUCACUUACAGCAGAUAAUACAGUGUGUUCAAAGAGUUAAUGUUCCUGAUAGAAAUAAGCAAAUAUUUUUUGUAAUAUUAUAAAUUUAUAUUAAAUUUGAAGUUUCAUAGGUUUUAAAAGUGCAUUAAGGAAGUCAGAUUUUCCUUUCAUUCAUUUAGUUAGUUAGUUAGUUAGUUCACUUACAGCAGAUAAUACAGUGUGUUCAAAGAGUUAAUGUUCCUGAUAGAAAUAAGCAAAUAUUUUUUGUAAUAUUAUAAAUUUAUAUUAAAUUUGAAGUUUCAUAGGUUUUAAAAGUGCAUUAAGGAAGUCAGAUUUUCCUUUCAUUCAUUUAGUUAGUUAGUU